AUGAAUGAGGGGAAGCAGCAUAUCUUCAUGCAGCGGGUGCUGUUCAUCUUCGAAGUGACGAAGCAAAAAGCUGGCAAGGCUCAGGUGCUGCGCAUGCCUGUGUCACAAUGGGCCUUGGAGUGCGACAUUUGUUGCAUGGCCGGGUAUGUCCUGGAGCAAAUGCAGCAUCGCAAGAACUCUGACAACUUGAUUGUGUUCCCUGAGGAGACCAUCAAGUUAGUGAUGAAUCGCCUCAUUGAGGGGGAUUUCCAUGAAGAGCUCAAGCCAAUGCUUGAGGGAAGGGAUCCUGGCUUCAGCCCUGAGAUGUGUUCGAUGUGGGCCGACCAUCUCCCUGCUGCUGCUGCUCCAUCUGAUGGGUCCGAACUGGUGAAAGCGGAUGAGACCCUGGACAGCUUAACCAAGCAGAACUUCAAGCUUCAAUUUGAAGCAGAUGCCUUGGCACUGGCUCGUGAUGCUGCUCAGUUGGCUCGGCUGUAUACUGAGGAAUCCAAAUCGGAGCGAACAAGUCGAGUAGCCAAGGUGUGCCAUCUUCGACAGGAGAAUCACAUUGGUUCCACUUUGGCGGCACAGUUUAUGAGCAAUAACUGCCACCACAGAGCAGGAACUCCGACUGAGCUUCAAGAAGAGCUCAUGAAGUUUGUCACCAAGCUGAAAGCGGACAACGGGUCGUUGAUCAUUUGGCUGGACUACAUGAAGCUUGGUAGGCUUUCCACCCAGGAUCUCAACGUGACGAUGGAUUGCGUCCGCAAGGCUCUGGCCUCCAUGCCAGAACGCGGAGUUUGCUUUGCAAUCGCGCCGCACCUUGUAUCAGAUCGUCGGAGUGGGCUGCGGGCUGAAAUGAGGAGGAUCGAAGACAAAAUGGAUGCCAAGAAGUUGUAUGCUGAAAGCAUCACGCUACGGACUCCACGCGACUUGCUGCCAUGGACCCCUGAGCACAUGUACGUUGUGCCAACGGGCCGGGACGCCGUACCACAUGCAUCGGAAGGGGUCAGGUCUUUGAGUGAUGUGCAAGAGACUGCUCAACUUCUCGCUGGAGAAGCACUUCCUCAAUCCGUGAUUGCAUCCUUGCUGAAAGGCAGCGAAGCUCAUUCUUUGAUUGGGGUUGUCAACCUCACACCUUAUGAGGGGAACUUGGAGCUUUCGAUGAUCAAGAGCUCCAUUGAGAAGCAAAUGCACACCUUCCGAAGCCUUUCAUUGAGUACGGAUCUAACACUGAUCCAGCAUUGUGAGAGGGAAUGCGCCAUGUUCCUCUUUGAGGACCCCGCACUUGUGUAA
Molecule: messenger RNA, 1275 nt
Organism: Durusdinium trenchii
Lineage: Eukaryota; Dinophyceae; Suessiales; Symbiodiniaceae
Source: the annotation of a GenBank genome assembly